Messenger RNA from Aphidius gifuensis, 537 nucleotides. RefSeq lists its product as uncharacterized. The coding region runs from base 1 to 537 and encodes 178 amino acids. The transcript has a single exon. NCBI's taxonomy places the organism in Eukaryota, Metazoa, Arthropoda, Insecta, Hymenoptera, Braconidae. The record is from RefSeq and is a predicted model, not a curated record.
AUGAGUUUUCGUACUUGGGAGCUGUAUGAUUAUUCUUUGCUACCAGCAACAACAAAGCAUAUUUGGAGUGUUAAAACAUCAACACAACUUGAAAAACCAAGAUACGUCAUCGUUGGUUUUCAAACAGCACGAAAAAAUGUUGCAAAUAAAGAUGCCAGUCUUUUUGAUCAUUGUAAGAUGAGAGAUAUUAAACUUUUCUUGAAUUCUCAAUCAUAUCCAUAUGGUAAUCUUAAUAUUAACAUAACACAAAAUCAAUAUGCUUUAUUAUAUGACAUGUUUGCUCAAUUUCAAGUUUCGUAUUACGGAAAAGAGUCAGAACCAUUAUUAACAAAAAAAGAAUACAUAGAUCAGGCUCCUCUUAUUGUGAUUGAUUGUUCAAAACAAAAUGAAUUUUUAAAAUCUGGACCCGUUGAUAUACGACUUGAAUUCGAAUCAUUCAAACAGUUUCCCGCUGAAACAUCGGCUGAUUGUUUAAUAUUACAUGAUCGCAUUGUCGAGUACAAUCCAAUCAAUGGCUCCGUCAGAAAAUUAGUUUAA